UCUCUCUCUCUCUCUCUCUCUCUCUCUCUCUCUCUCUCUCUCUCUCUCUCUUUUCUUUCUUCCAGCUAUGUGUAAAAACAAUCAAACAAGUACUCACAGCGGGCAUAGCACCUGUCUACCCAUCGUACCCGUCGGCAAGGGGUUAAGAACAAAGAAAACGGCAUCAAGCACGUACUGAAAGAAACCGAGCCCCUGUUCCCUUGAGUGAGUUGCCUGCCUUUCUGCGCAAGGGAGGACAGGGCGUCAGUCAGCCACUGGAAGGGACAGUGAGCUCUCCCGGCGACAGGAUGGCUUCGGCUCCACUCGGCUCAGGAGUCGACGUCAAGGAAGAGCCGGGCGAAGACGCUUGCCUGGAGAUCAAGGAGGAACCCCUUGAUGAUGCAGAAGAGGCGAGGAACGAGGGGCGUGACGCGAAGGCGAUGGAAGAAGGCCGUUUUCCCGACCUCCGCGAUCCGAGACACGGAGCAGAAGACGCGUGGAACGGGGCUCGGGACCGUAAGGGCGCGUUGGAAGUGCCGUUCGGGGCCGAGGACCGUGGGAAGACGUGCUCGCCUGACGGGGUUCGGGCGACGUGCGAGGGGAGACUGCAGGAGGAAGAGACACGGCCAGGAGUGGAGUCGGAAAGCGAUCCAUUCAGGGACGUUGGUGUACAUACAAAUGAGAAGCCCUACAGAUGCGAGAUUUGUAGGAAGGCCUUCCCUUAUAAAUCUGCUUUUUUGAACCACAUGAUAAUGCAUACUAAUGAGAAGCCCUAUUGCUGUGAACUUUGCAACAAGGCCUUCUCACGGAAACAUAACCUGACGAAGCACAAGAGAAUGCACAUGAAGGGCGAGUCAUACAGCUGCGAGAUCUGCAACAAGGCUUUUACCGAGAGAGGUCAUCUUGCAACGCACAUCAGAGUGCAUACAAACGAGAAGCCAUUCCGCUGCGAGAUCUGCAACAAGGCUUUCUCGUAUAAGUCAAGUUUUUUAGACCACAUGAUAAUGCAUACAGAGGAGAAGCCACACAACUGCGAGGUCUGCAACAAGGCCUUCGCGCGGAAAUAUGGUCUGGCGAGGCACAUGAGGGUUCAUACAAAGAGGAAGUCGUAUACCUGCAAGAUUUGCAACACGACCUUUUCCGAGAGAGGUCAGCUUGCGGCGCAUAUUGGAGCACAUAGAAAGGAGAAGCCCUACAGAUGUGAGAUUUGCAGCAGUUCCUUCUCAUGGAAACAGAAUCUAGUGAAGCACAUCAGAGUACAUACAGAGGAGAAGCCAUUCAGCUGCGUGAUUUGCAAUAAUGCCUUUCUCAAACGAGGUCAUCUCGUGACGCACAUGCAAGCUCACAGAAGGGAAAAGUCGCACAGCUGUGAGAUUUGCAACAAGAACUUUUCGCAUAAAACCAGUUUAGUGAGUCACAUGAGAGUGCAUACAAAGGAGAAGCCAUUCAGCUGUGAGAUUUGCAACAAGAGCUUUUCACAUAGAACGGGUCUUAGGAGUCAUCUGAGAUUACAUACAAAGGAAAAGCCCUUCAUCUGUGAGAUUUGUGACAAGGCUUUUUCACAGAAAAAUAAUCUAGUGAGUCACAUGAGAGUACACACUAAGGAGAAGCCGUACAGCUGUGAGAUUUGCGGCAAAGCCUUUGCGCACAAAAACAGUCUGGUGAGUCAUGUGAGGGUGCAUACAAAAGAGGAGCCAUACAGGUGUGAGAUUUGUGAUAGGCCUUUUUCACAGAAAAAUAAUCUAGUAACUCACAUGAGAGUACAUACAAAGGAAAAGCCGUACAGCUGUGAGAUUUGCGACAAGGCCUUCGCGCAUAGAAUUAGCCUAGUAAUCCACAGGAGAGUGCAUACAAAGGAGGAGCCACACAGCUGAUAGAUUUACAAGAAGAAAAAAAAUCUUGUAAGUAAGGCAUACAAAAAUUAAGCCAUAAAACUGUGACAUUUUCUACAAGGCUUUGUCAUAGAACUAGUCCAGUGAUCCACAGGAGAGUACAUACAAAGGAAAAGCCAUAUAGAUAUUUGAUUCGCAAUAAUGCAUUUUUAUGGAAACAAUGACGAAGCACAUGAGAGUGCAUACAAAAGAGAAGCCUUGUAUGAAAUUAAACCUCACAGUAUCUUUACCUGAGGCCACACGUGAGAGUACAUACAAAAGAUAACGUAAGCAAUCGUAAGAUUUAGAAUAACAUUUUGUAUAUAUAUUAAUUAGGACAUGAAGGUCACAAGCCAUCUAAUAGUUAGAGGGAAUGCUUUUCUUGACAUGAAUAGGGCAGAAUUGUUCAAAAUUUAGGAGAAUCUCUUUAUAUUUAUUACAUAGAAUAUUCUUAAUGUGUAGUUCGUUAAUAACCAUGAACUUUUAUGCAUUAUGACUUGCAUUUAAGUCUCCAUAGAAUAUUUUCUGUUGGUAAACUCGUGUCACUGAUCAAAGGCAGUCGGAAAACAGCUACUGCUAUGUUUUGCUGACUGCCUAUAAAGAUGCAUUGGGUUUUAUCGGAAUUUAGAUUGAGGCCGUUGUUGUCAAAAUACAUCUUUGCUUCUGUAAGAGUC
Penaeus chinensis is the source of this 2524-nucleotide messenger RNA. Its product is annotated as gastrula zinc finger protein XlCGF57.1-like. The transcript is spliced from 3 exons. The record is from RefSeq and is a predicted model, not a curated record. Bases 288 to 1853 code for a protein of 521 amino acids. NCBI's taxonomy places the organism in Eukaryota, Metazoa, Arthropoda, Malacostraca, Decapoda, Penaeidae.